Scomber japonicus (chub mackerel) is the source of this 410-nucleotide messenger RNA. RefSeq names its product late histone H2A.L3-like. The record is from RefSeq and is a predicted model, not a curated record. Gene Ontology annotation, cellular component: nucleosome. Gene Ontology annotation, molecular function: DNA binding; protein heterodimerization activity; structural constituent of chromatin. The coding region runs from base 1 to 384 and encodes 127 amino acids. The transcript has a single exon. Lineage: Eukaryota; Metazoa; Chordata; Actinopteri; Scombriformes; Scombridae.
AUGUCUGGACGUGGUAAAGGCGCUGGUAAGGCAAGAGCAAAGGCAAAGACCCGCUCCUCCAGAGCUGGGCUCCAGUUCCCAGUCGGUCGUGUCCACAGGCAUCUGAGGAAGGGCAACUAUGCUCAGCGUGUCGGUGCCGGUGCCCCCGUCUAUCUGGCGGCUGUGCUGGAGUACCUGACCGCUGAGAUCCUGGAGCUGGCUGGAAACGCUGCCAGAGACAACAAGAAGACCAGGAUCAUCCCCCGUCACUUGCAGCUAGCUGUCCGUAACGACGAGGAGCUCAACAAGCUGUUGGGUGGAGUGACCAUCGCUCAGGGUGGUGUGCUGCCCAACAUCCAGGCUGUGCUGCUGCCCAAGAAGACCGAGAAACCCGCCAAGAAGUAAAUUUCAGGCCUCGGUCCUCAACAACA